Molecule: messenger RNA, 6030 nt
Organism: Platichthys flesus (European flounder)
Lineage: Eukaryota; Metazoa; Chordata; Actinopteri; Pleuronectiformes; Pleuronectidae
Gene: gad2
Product: glutamate decarboxylase 2
Exons: 16
Coding region: 925-2685 (586 amino acids)
Biological process (GO): GABA shunt
Cellular component (GO): cytoplasm
Molecular function (GO): pyridoxal phosphate binding; glutamate decarboxylase activity
Source: RefSeq, a predicted model, not a curated record
UAAAACAUGUCCUGGGUAAUCAGAUACUUUUGGAGUGACGCGCGCCGUCUCUGUGAAUUGCAGAGAGGAGGGACCCUGUGCGCACUUUACGCGUCUGAGCCGCGUCUUCUCGCCACCCCGCUGCUCCCAUCAGCCGGAGGCGGGCAGUCAGAGCAGCCGGUCCCCGAGAAAGAAGGUGUGCGACCUCCGGGCGGAUGAGUCAGUUGUCAUCCGGUGCUUGUAUGGAGGCUGAGCUCAGCGCGCAGGGGACGGAGAGUCGGGGAUGGAGCUGCUCUGUGGAGUCACGACGUGCGACGUCACCAUGACCUGAGGAGAAUCACGAUGGGAUUUCUAUAGUGACGUGAGAUUUAGGUUGGACGCAAUUAGACAUGCUUCUAUAGGCGCUGCGUGUUCACCAGCAGCUUUAGAGUAUCGCUGCUUUUUUUGAAUCCCCAUUUCUGCAGCAGCUCCUGUUUUUUUUGGCGCUUUCUUAAUUUUACGCACGUUUCCAACAACCGCAGACAUUUCCCUGUUGAUUUUUUUUGCACCUUGAACUUGCUAUAUUCGUUUUUUUUCAAGUCAUAUUUUUUUAUUCCAAGAAGUGGCUGCGCGGUGCGUGGAGGCGCUGACAUUACGCGCCGGUGAAGUCCAAGUGUUUUGCGGAUUUCUGUGGGAACACAACGCUUCGUGUUCCGUGCACCUGUGGACCAAACAAAACAAAAAAAACUCCAGCUCCAAGAUGCUUUUUGUUUUUCACGCAUACGCUGCUUGAAUUUUGUUUAUUAUUAUUUCUAGUGUCUCCUCAUCCUCGUAACGCGUGAGUCGGAUGCGCGGCUGCACCGUAAGCAGUCGGUGCUGUGACCACAUUCAGCUCCUCAGCUUUGAGCCGGUCGACGCGUGUGGAUGGGCUCUGUCGCUCUCUGCAGCAUCUAACUACCGGUAACGAUGGCAUCACACGGUUUCUGGUCUCUUGGCGGAGACAAUGCGGGGGCCAACCCCGGGAGUCAGAGCCCCAGUGCAACGAGGGCUUGGUGCCAGGCGGCGGCCCAGAAAUUAUCCGGAGGAAUUGGAUCGAAAUUAUGUGCGCUGCUGAAUGUCGGGGAGGUGGAGAAAGCCGCCGAGCCCGGCUCCGCCAAGGAGCCGCCGCCGCCGACGACGACCGGCGACUGCGGCUGCAACAAAUCCUGCAACUGCACCAAAGCGUCCGUGGGCUUCUCCGACCUCUAUUCAACAGACCUGUUACCUGCCAUGGACGGUGACGCCAAGACGAUGACCUUCCUGCAGGAGGUGGUGGAUAUUUUACUGGCCUACAUCGUGGAGUCGUUCGACCGCGAAACGAAAGUGAUCGACUUCCAUUAUCCCAACGAGCUGCUGCAGAUGAACAACUGGGAGCUGCAGGGCGAGCCGGCGAACCUGGACGACAUCCUGAUCAGCUGCCGAGCCACCCUCAAGUACGCCAUCAAGACAGCCCACCCCAGGUACUUCAAUCAGCUCUCCACAGGAUUAGACAUGGUCGGACUGGCAGCCGAUUGGCUCACAUCCACCGCCAACACCAACAUGUUCACCUACGAGGUGGCUCCGGUCUUCGUGCUGCUGGAGUACGUCACUCUGAAGAAGAUGAGGGAAAUCAUCGGCUGGACGGACGGACGAGGAGACGGCAUUUUCUCUCCUGGUGGUGCUAUUUCCAACAUGUACGCCAUGCUGUUGGCCCGCUUCAAGAUGUUCCCUGAAGUGAAGGAGAAAGGAAUGUCAUCUGUUCCCCGGCUGGUGGCCUUCACCUCCGAACACAGCCAUUUUUCCAUCAAGAAAGGAGCAGCGGCUCUCGGCAUCGGGACUGAAAGUGUGAUCUGCAUCAAAGUCGACGAGACCGGUAAACUGAUCCCAGAAGACCUUGAGAGGAAAAUACUGGAGGCCAAGCAGAAGGGUUUCGUUCCUUUCUUUGUGAGCGCGACCGCGGGAACCACCGUGUACGGAGCCUUCGACCCGCUCAUCCCCAUCGCGGACAUCUGCAAAAAGCACAACAUCUGGAUGCAUGUGGACGGUGCAUGGGGAGGAAGUCUGCUCAUGUCCAGGAGACACAGGUGGAAGCUGGACGGAGUCGACAGAGCUAAUUCAGUCACAUGGAACCCACACAAAAUGAUGUCAGUCCCUCUGCAGUGUUCGGCCCUGCUGAUCCGAGAGGAGGGUUUGAUGCAGAACUGCAACCAGAUGCACGCCUGCUACCUGUUCCAGCAGGACAAACAUUACGACCUGUCCUACGACACCGGGGACAAGGCGCUGCAGUGUGGACGCCACGUGGACAUCUUCAAGCUGUGGCUCAUGUGGAGGGCCAAGGGCACCAUCGGGUUCGAGGCUCAGAUUGACAAGUGUCUGGAGCUGUCGGAUUAUCUGUACAACAAGAUCAAGGACAGAGAAGGAUACGAGAUGAUCUUCAACGGAACGCCUCAGCACACCAACGUCUGCUUCUGGUACCUCCCUCCUGGGAUCCGCUACAUGGAGGACAAAGAGGAGAGAAAGAAACACUUGCACAAGGUGGCUCCGGUGAUUAAAGCCAGGAUGAUGGAGUACGGGACGACCAUGGUCAGUUACCAGCCACAGGGGGACAAGGUCAACUUUUUCCGCAUGGUGAUCUCGAACCCGGCCGCCACCUUCGAGGACAUCGACUUUCUUAUCGAGGAGAUCGAGCGCCUGGGCCAAGAUCUAUAAGACUCGUCUCUCCUCGGGCUCACGUUCUUUUCCCCCGUUGACGGAUGAAUUGUUUGUCGUGAAUGUACCGGUAAACUUUUCUUUUUCUCUCUCUCUCUCGCUCUUUCCUCCAAAGUCACAUAUUUAAGAAUAUAUUUGAGAAUAAAAAAACCCACAGAUGUAUCCAUAUAUUAUGUAUCGUAGCUUUGCCGUGGACUCACUUGGUCCAAAGCGAUGUAAAAGUGCUUCUGUCUGCUUCUCCCUGUAGCGUAGCUCCCAGAGUAGUGUCAGUUGGUGAUGUAACUCUACGUGUAACGUCUUUGUGAUUUGAAAGGCUCGUGCAAUAGGUCGAUGAGGAAGAGUUUAUUUUUCAAUCAUCUCUCAUUUGCCCAGUUUGUCGUCAAACGUGCCAAAUGUGGUCGUGUUCUAUCGUAACUUUAACUUUUAAAACUUUAAAACUUUGAAAAAAACAAAAAAAAGCACUUCACCUUACCUCAGCUUCUUCGACUGCCUUCACAUCUGCACAUCCUCCUGCUCGCAGUGAUCCUCCUGUAGUGAACCAGCACAUGUUAAAAAAAAAAAUCCCAACUAGAGCAGAGGGUCGUUUGGAUUCGGAAGGAAAGGGACAGAAAAGUAAAUUCAAAGGAUGUUGGUCCAUCGUGCGUCAUCUUUCCAAUAUAUUCAAUUUUCUGUUACCAAAAUGGUUCCAGAUAUAAUAAUAAUAUGAUAAUCUAAGGUUAGAUUGAUCAGCACUUCAGAGGUUCAUGUAAAGUUAUUAUCCUCAAGAUUUUUCUAGGAGUGGAGCUUGGUAUUCUCUGGAUCUCCCCUCAAAUUAUCGUCUACGAUGGGGGGAAUCGUUUUAGGGCAUCUUACAUUGACCAAACGAAACCGGAAAACUGAAAAAGAGGAAAGACAAACUGAAAAGCAGAACACGUCUCCUUUAACACGUAAUUUGCCAUUAGCCUCACUAAAGGGACUAACUCUAAAGGAUGAUAACUUUAACUAAACCUCUCAUUAGUGUUACAUAAGUAUAUAUAAUAGAGUGGUUGAUCACUAGUUGGGCUUUUUGCUGAAGCACUUAACUGACAGGUCGAGGAUUGAACUGUGGCAAUAAUCGUUUCAGUUGAUGACCUUCACCAGAUCCUGCGGCUCCCGUCCACCUGACAUCACUUGCACUAAGUCACCAGGGGACGAAGAGCAUCCCUUAGCAUUGCAACUGAGAUUGAAUCCAUUCACAAGCAAUAUACAGUAUAUAUUCCAGGGUGGGUCCAAUCUUAUAAAACCCUGCAAACAUAUUUAAAAGAGAUGGUGAAUUCACGUGUUGACGAUAAUCAAGUCUCCAGACCAAAUGCAGCGUAGCUGGCAAAAUAAAUAAAAUAAAUAGUAGGGUUAAUUACAUGCUUAUCGUAGGCGGGUUAGGGUCGUGAACCCUGAGGUUCUGUAGCAUUCCCAUUAGUUAGAAAAGCACAAUUUGCUCAAUGUGGUCGGUCAAUGUACAAUCACUUUUGAUCAUAGAUUGUAAAUAGUAUUUCAAGAUGUCCUGAGUACAGAUCUUUGUGUAUACAUAUAUGUAUAUAAGACGUAUAACCAGAGACUAUUUGUGAGGUAAAGUAAUUCAUAUUUUCUCUAUCUCCGAUAUAGAUUUACUUGUAUUUUCAUCCUGUUUGUCCAAAAAGGCUUUUGUGUGGUGUGUGUGUGUGUGUGUGCACGCGUGUGUUUGUGAUUCUUUGGUGUGUGCGACAUGAAACGUGUUUCAGGGACUGGCUUAAAGACACCGACAGAUUUCACCGGGAAACACCGAACAAGUCGCGGUCGAACAACGAGACUCUGACGUUUGGAUUUUACGUGAAUAUGCAAAGGCCAUUUCAACUCUGGAGCCCUGUGUUUAUUUCUUUUGUGUGUGCGUGUGUGUGUGUGUGUGUGUGCUCACGUGAUAAUUGACGGUAUGUGCCAACGUGUACCUUAGUGUGUUUGUAACUGUGUUGCCUUAGUAUACAUUUUGCCAGUAUUGUCUAGUUUUUCCUCCGCAGGGGAGGUCGUGCACUUUACAGUAUACACAUGACCUAAUAACGUGCAAUGUCCAAUGGUUGUCGAUGUUUUAAAGAAUUAUUAUAUUCCAGAAAAAAAAUGUAACUUCAAACUCUUUGGUCUGAAUGUGACGAGAAUCAAGGGUCUUUUCCAAGAGGGAAGAAUAAUUUUAAGAAUGAAUUUGUUCCUGUAAAGCUCGUUAAACUAUCUUUAACGAGCCAAUAAUUAUCUAAACUGUUGAUUUUUUCCUUUUUGAACUGAACUUCGGCAUCCACACUGUGACACGGUCAACACCGGGUGGGAAACCACGACAAAGGGAUCUCAGCGGUAGUCCUGGAAAACCAGACGCGCUGCACCUCUUGCUGCUGCUGCUCGACUUUGCUUCCUUUGCACGUGCAUGCGAUGCCUUGCCUAUCCAGCUUGUUUGAUAUACCGUGUCCUCUAUAUCUCUUUAUAUACAACAUAUAUAUACACCAAUAUACAGUAUGUGUAGCACCUGUACUUAUAGCUUGAGUGUCCGAUGUAUAGCUUGUAGCCUGUAGAUUAGUGCUCUGUCGCUCUGGCCUUUACGUGUGAUCUCUCUUGUGUCUCUGGGCUUCCUAUAACGUGUCUCCGUGCCGCCAGCAUGCUAACCUCGCCUCGCUUUGUAAACCUCGCCUCGCUUGAUUCUGACUCUCUCUAUCCUCCGUCUUUCUCUUCUGCUUGACACCUGUCGCUGCUUCUGAUCGUAGAGUAUUAUAAAUCUAUAUAUCUAUAUACGUGUGUGUGUGUGUGUGUGUGUGUAGUCCCUCAGCAUGUCUCUCCGAAAGCUCGUCUCCGCUUCCGCACCUGUACGACCUGUGUUUUCUAUCUUUCUAUCUCUUCCGCUUUCGCCCUCUGGCAGCAGCGAGAAUAUUCUCUCCCGCGCUUUUUCCUCCGAACGUUUCCUCGGCCCCCCCGCUUUCGUUCUGUUUGUCGUGUACGAGGCGGGGGGGGUGUUGACCCGUGUCACGGUGCCGCAGCGUUUUGUUUUAAGACCCUUGACUCUAUGGGAUGUAUGAGAAAGAGAGUUAAUAACAGUUUUUUUGGCUUGAUUGUCCAAAAACAUGUCUUAUGCAGGUGUUCUUAGCCUUUAGCACAGAAACAGAAAACAUGAACCCUGGUUUCCUGCUCACAGGGAAUAUUGUUUGUUUAAGAGAACGGUUAAAACCCCCCCGACUACUCAGAGUGCAGUUCAUUCUCACUGAAUAUAAAUCAUAUAUUCUGCAAACUGCUCUGCUAGCUUCUCUCAAACAUUCAUUUGUCCUGAACCAAUGUUACUCUUGGGAAAAUAGAAAUAAAUAUUGUCUAAGCAAACAU